Scaptodrosophila lebanonensis is the source of this 1682-nucleotide messenger RNA. RefSeq names its product DBF4-type zinc finger-containing protein 2 homolog. The transcript is spliced from 5 exons. Lineage: Eukaryota; Metazoa; Arthropoda; Insecta; Diptera; Drosophilidae. The record is from RefSeq and is a predicted model, not a curated record. The coding region runs from base 82 to 882 and encodes 266 amino acids.
UUCGUUUCGACUGAAUUCUAAAUUUUUAGUAAUAAAAUUCUAAAAAUAUUUUUGCUCGAAAAUUAACAAAAAAAAUUCGCAAUGUGUUCUCCGUGCGGACCUUGCAGCCCUUGUGAUCCUUGUUGUGCGCCCUUCGAGUGCUCUCCAAAAUGUUACAAUGCUGCUCAGUUGGAGGCGCUGCCGCAGUGCGCACCACGUAUACCGCCCCCCUUUCCAAAAUGCAUAACCGUGCAACAGCCGCCACGUAUUAUUUGCAAAAAACGUGUGGUUUUUACCGAGAAAAUUGUGCCUGAGCCCAUGGUUGUAAACCGUUGUCGCCAGAUCACAAUUCCCAAAGUGGUCGACACAACGCGUGUGAUCAAGGUGCCGAAAUUAAUCUGGAUUUCGCAGAUGGUGCGGGAACCGCGUGUGAUCUACUAUCCCUCAAUGAUACCAGAUCCUUAUGUAGUCUGCUACCCAAAGCGCAUCUGCGAACCGCGUGAAGUGUGCCAAUCGAUACUUUGCCAACCCAAACCACAGACAAUAGAUAUACCUCCGCCCCGGGAGUAUUGUUGCUAUCCAAACGGACCCAUAAACUAUAAACCAAGUGCAGCUUGCCCGCCAUGCCCAAUCGGACCCUGUGCACCAGGCGGUGGAUGUUGCCCGUUGCCUUGCUUCUCGACAAAUCAAUAUCCAUUGUGUGAACAACGUUGCGGACCAUGUGGUCCUGGACCCUGUGGACCCUGUGGACCGUGUGGACCCUGUGGACCGUGUGGACCCUGUGGACCGUGUAGCCCCGGUGGACCGUGUGGACCCUGUGGACCGUGUGGACCCUGUGGACCGUGUGGGCCCUGUGGACCGUGUGGACCGUGUGGACCCUGCGGACCGUGUGGGCCCUGUUAAAGAGAGAAUCUGGACUUCCAGCUUAAAAUUAAAAAAGCGAGCUUGUUGCCCUCCUUGGUUUUGUAAAGGGUCGCGUGUUGAGAAAAUUGUAAUCACUCAUUAUUGGGGGCUAUACUUUCAACUGAAAAACAAAAUGUGAUUUUCUGCAAUUAAGCAGACCACAGUGGAGUACAAAUUCUGGCAACUAGACAAGCAACACUAUUCCAAGCUUACCUCUGAUCACCUAACUCUGCAGCCACUUAUGACUCUGCUUCCGGUAUCAAGGUACAGAACGGACGGCUAUUGCCAUAUGGUGCAGAAAGCAAUAUUCCGGCGGGAAUUAUAGGAAACCCUGUGUCUGACAUUGGAAAAUUCGCACGAAGACACACAAAGAUGCGCACGCGAUCUUUUUGAUGAAAGUUCAUGUAGCUGUCAUCAGCGCUGUUCCCGCUCAGGACUCUGAAUUGACGAUAAUGGAUAUCGAUAGAAUAUAAAUAUAUCUGCACAAGCAGAAGCAAAAUAACCGUCUAUUUUCAAGUGCUUUCCCUGAUAUAAACAAGAAUAUCGAAUCCAAGAACGUGGCGGAUCCUGGGGCAGAUCCCCAAGAGCUGAGUUCUGAAGUGCUGCAAAAGGGAGGUUCGAUAGUGAGGACGCCAAAGUCACAUCCGAUCGACCUUGCAGUCAGAUUAUAUAUAUAAAUAAUACUAAAUAGAAUAAGACUCUAGCUCCCAGUUUGUUAUAAUUGUGAUAUAGUAUAAAUUUAAUAUAAGUUGUUCUAAAUAAUAACAUUAUAUAAUUCAAUAAAAACCACAACAAAGGAA